Limulus polyphemus (Atlantic horseshoe crab) is the source of this 585-nucleotide messenger RNA. RefSeq names its product latrophilin Cirl-like. The transcript has 5 exons. The record is from RefSeq and is a predicted model, not a curated record. Lineage: Eukaryota; Metazoa; Arthropoda; Merostomata; Xiphosura; Limulidae. Bases 34 to 396 code for a protein of 120 amino acids.
CAAAACUGAUUUUUUUGGACUCAAGUGGAAGACAUGAUAGAGCUUCCGAUUCUAGCUUUACUUGAUCGAUCUAGAAACGGGAUUAUUCGUGUGGUUUUUGUUGCCUACAAUGAGCUUGAAGACUUGCUUACAAUACCCAACCAACGAUCAGUAGUAGAGAUUGUGGAUAAACCCAAAUCCCUUGUGAUCAACUCUCGCGUGCUAUCGGCAUCACUGAAUCAAUACGGAACCCAAAACCUAAACCUACCAGUGAAAUUAACUUUUAGGCAUAUCCAGGAAGAGAACGUGACUAAUCUAUGCUGUGUAUUCUGGGAUUUUUCAUCAAGACAGAUGAAACGGAUGUCCUUCCAAAACUUUCCAUCUGGUGUGGAUGUGUUGUAUCAAUCGGAUGCUUAGCCGUAACGUUAAUUAUCUUAUUCCUAAUCAGCUGGACUUCUGCACUACUUUGUGCUACAAGUGUUCGUAUGGACACUAGCGGAUGCUGUCCAUUUAUUACUUCUUGUCUGUGAUAACAACCUGUCAUGGCUGGGCUGGUAUUGUGGAGCUAGUUACGUGGUUCCUAUCCUUAUUAUUGAAGUGGCUACG